This is a messenger RNA of Peniophora sp. CBMAI 1063, 1341 nucleotides long. NCBI's taxonomy places the organism in Eukaryota, Fungi, Basidiomycota, Agaricomycetes, Russulales, Peniophoraceae. The record is from the annotation of a GenBank genome assembly.
AUGGACGAGCUAGAUGGUUUGGACCCUACCACACCUGCGGCCAAGUUGGCCGCGAGGAAUAAACGUACUGCAGCAGCACCCAAGAUCAACGCGCUCAACACCUCUCUUAAUGGCGCUGGUCUCUCCAAGGCGAAGCCGACCACCGUCAAACGCCCGCGCAUUCACGCGCCUCCACCUCCAGACAUCGAGGUCAUCGACACAGACGGUCCAGAGAAGAUUGAGGCACCGCCCCUGCCUACAAAGACAAGAGCGAAGGCAAAGGGUAAGGCGAAAGCUGAAGCUAAGCCGAUUGAGAUCGUCGAUAUUGGGGACAGUGAGGAUGAGCGCGCUGCUGCUGCUCGACGCUCGCGUGCGCAGAAGGGCAAGGGAACUUCACCGACAAACCCCGCUUCGGGCUCGCGCAUCAGCGCAUUGGAACGCGAGAUUGAGCGACAGAGGAAGCAGUUAGAGCAGGCUGAAGUUCGCGAACAGGACCUACACGUAGCCUACGAACUGUAUACGAAAAGCAAGGAGAAAGAGGAAGAGCUCGUGCAGACUCAGAUAGCGCAGUUGCACUCGGUUAUGGCAGCGAAGGAUGAGAAGUACAACGCGUUGGAGGCGGAGUUUAAGCGGAGCACGAAGGCGACGCUCGUACCCCCUGACAGCUCUCAUUUCCUGCAGAUCUUGACCCCCGAAAUGGCGGAGAAGGAUAAGCUCGAGCUACAGACCAAGCUUGACAAGGCCACUGCCGCCUUAGAAGGCAAGGAUGCGCGUAUCAAGGAACUCGAAGACGAAGUUCGCGACCUCAAGCAAGAACGAGACGGCGAGAUCCAACGCGCCAAUCAGCUCCAGAAGGAGCUCAAAGCCUAUACCUCUGGACAACGCCCACACGAGCCCAAGAUCGUUGUGAGAGGCGAAAACGAGAGGGGUCCGCUCAACAGCGCUGCUGUCCGGAUGUACGAAGAGUUAACGAACAUCUUGAUCACGCGAGUCAAGGAGUUCCCAAACGAAUUGAGGCCUGGCACGGUAACUCGGACGUUCGAUUGUGUUUUUACGCCCCGAGGUACGGAACAGCCAUACGAUACGUUGCUCAGCUUCAACUUCACACUGCGGCAAGGGUGGGGGCACGAUAUUGACACCGAUCCCACUUCAGCUAUACUCUUCAAGGAUUCAUGUCUCUAUCGAGAUACUCCAGGCUUGUCGAAGGACGACCCGCGUUUGCCAGAAUAUCUAAGAGAGCCUAUGAGCUUCACGCACGAUCAAUUGCAUAUCUUUGGGAAGGAACUUCUUACCAGCUUUGUCGAUCAGUUGGAACGUGGGUCGAACGGCACGGACGAGCAGGAUAUGAGUGUGGAACAGUAG